Erythranthe guttata (spotted monkey flower) is the source of this 1238-nucleotide messenger RNA. RefSeq names its product S-adenosyl-L-methionine-dependent methyltransferases superfamily protein. Gene Ontology annotation, cellular component: cytoplasm. NCBI's taxonomy places the organism in Eukaryota, Viridiplantae, Streptophyta, Magnoliopsida, Lamiales, Phrymaceae. Gene Ontology annotation, molecular function: calmodulin-lysine N-methyltransferase activity. The record is from RefSeq and is a predicted model, not a curated record.
UACUAUACUUCAAGUUCACAGCACAAUACCAAACGACGUCGCCGGAGGCGGCAACCAAACGGGAACGGCAGAAAUGGAGGCUGAUCAGUCACACACCAUCCCAAAUCCUUCGUCUUUGCGAUGGCAAAUCCUCCGGCGCGCCAUUCAACGCCCUCCUUCAUCUAAUUCCGAAAACUCGUCAGAAGAAAUCAAUUUAGAUAAAGUAUCGCGAAGAGCGAGAAAUGGAUUCAAUUUAAUACCGUGCCAUACAGUGAACGAAAGUGGCGAAGAUUCAGAUCCUUCCCCACGGAAGAGAGAUGCUCUUUUCUGCUACACGUUGCCGUUUCCUAAUGCUCCCAAGCUUUUCCUACGCCAGAGAUGGGAAGAUUGCGUUGAUCUGAAUGACUUCGAAGUCUGUAAUCGAUUUGAUAUUGACAACACGGGACUUGUAUGUCAGUGGCCUUCAGAGGAUGUACUUGCGUAUUAUUCCAUGUCGCAUAUUGGUAGCUUCAGGAACAAAAGAGCAAUUGAACUUGGAUCGGGGUACGGGUUAGCUGGCUUAGUUAUUGCUAUGGCCACAGAAGCAUCAGAAGUUGUGAUAUCAGAUGGAAACCCUCAAGUCGUUGAUUAUAUACAGCGUAACAUAGAUGCGAACUCUGCUUCAUUUGGCAGUACAAAGGUGAAGUCAAUGACACUUCAUUGGGGUCAGCAUCAAGUCUCCGAUAUUUCCGGCACAUUUGACGUCAUUAUUGCAAGUGACUGCACUUUCUUUAAGGAAUUCCACAAAAGCCUGGCUCGAACAAUCAGAUGCUUGCUGAAAGAAAGUGGUCCCUCUGAAGCAAUACUUUUUGGCCCCAAAAGAGGCGAUUCGUUGGAUAAGUUUCUUCUGGAAGUUAAGGAGAGUGGGCUGCAAUUCACCGUAACUGAGGCCUACGAUACAGAAAUUUGGAGGCGGCAUGAAAAUUUAAUCAACGGUGGUGAUCACUCGUGGCCCAACUACGAUCCAGAUCACUGUUACCCUUUACUGGUCAUCAUUACACGGUGAACUUUUUAUACUCCGAUUUUAGCCAUUUCUUGUUUUUGAUUAUUUUUCAAGAUAGACUCGUCUACCCUUAUUUAAAAUAUUGUGCUCGUUUUUAUUCGAACGUCUUGUAAUGCCUGUAGUAAUAGUAAUUUCUAAAUUUACAGUUCAUAUUGAAAAAGGUGUUGAUGGAUAUAAUGCUUUUUUUCUUUCUUUUUAUGUAUCUUUGUGUAUUUUA